AAGUGUGUUAUGAACAUGCCCUGUUGUGGUCAGUAUUAAGUAGGUGCAUCCAUUUUAUUUCUGACCACAACAGGGCAUGUUCAUAACACAUUUCUGCUUGCCUUUCAUGCAAGUUUAAGGAAAAGCACUGUAAAUACUGUGGUGUUCUUGGCUUGACCUCAUGGUCAUGAAUACAAUUAAAAUAACCUGCCUUGUUUUUCCACCCACUUUUGAUGCUGAAGAUUAUAUCCAUGUCUUCUCUAAGGCCAAUUUGGUGCCUUUGGUUUCUAUUAAUAUGCCUAUCAGGUUUUGUAAUAUCGAUUUGUUUCCAUAAAUGGUUUCCUGUUAUAUAUCAUCAACCUUAUUUAAAUAGGAGUUACCAGAUAGUGAAGUCUAAACAGGAUCCACAUCAUCUACUAGCAAAUAUUAAUUCAUCAUUAACAUUUCUACACAGCAAAAAACUUUUCAUCUCUUCCUCUCGUUUUAAAAAGUCUCACUGGAUGCAAAAACUUAUGCAUCAUCUACAACAACACAAUUCCAAUCAAGUUAUUUUGAUAACAGCUGAUCACUUGUAUGAAGAUAUUUUGUUUAACUGGUUAGCUGCUGCUCAUUUGAAAGCACAUAUUACCACACAUGACGUACUUAUUCUAUCUCUUGAUGAUAUACUAUGCCAGACUUUGCUGGGCUACGAUAUAGAAACUGUGUGUGUGAGAAAGCAUGAAGUAAUUGAUUCAUCUGCUGGAAUGCAUACUUCAUUGUCACAUGUAUGGAUCAUUAGGUGCAUGAUAACAAGACUCUUAAACUAUUGGGGGUAUGACGUACUCAUGUUUGACUUAGAUGCAGUGCUGCUCAAAGACCCUCGACCUUUAUUUGAACAAUUUAGACAGUCUGACAUUAUCGGAUCACAGGGAAAAUAUCCGUUUGAAUUAAGUCGUGAAUGGGGUGGAGUAACACUCUGCAUGGGUGCAGUUAUGUUUAGAAGUACUCACCAAACUGCAAUAUUCUGGGAAAACUCAAAAUUGCUACACAGUAAUGCACAAGAUGAUCAAGUAAGAGUUAACGAGCUCUUGCACCAGUCGGCUAUUAAGUGGUUUGUAGCAAAAGAUUGUCACGGCUUCUCUCAUUGUACAGUUACUGGUUUAACAAAGGAGGGACUCAAUGUAACAUUACUGUCGCAAGACAUUAUAUGCCGGCAAUCGUGCAAAAAAGAUCACGGCUACUACAUCUGGCACGGACGUGCCUCUCGAAGCAAUCCAAGUAAAAUGUCCAAAGCUAGAGAAGGAGGUGCUUGGUUUUUACGUAAAGACUGGAAAAAAAUACUGCACUCUACCAGUGUCACUGGAAAUGAUUUAAUAGUUAAAAUGAGCAAUGAAUAAAAAUUAUUUUAUUGUUUGAUAAUAGAAAUAAAAUUAAUACUUAUGGGGAAUACUCUCAUCAUCAAAUCAGUUUAAUGCUG
Messenger RNA from Amphimedon queenslandica, 1435 nucleotides. RefSeq lists its product as uncharacterized. The transcript has 2 exons. Bases 213 to 1355 code for a protein of 380 amino acids. NCBI's taxonomy places the organism in Eukaryota, Metazoa, Porifera, Demospongiae, Haplosclerida, Niphatidae. The record is from RefSeq and is a predicted model, not a curated record. Gene Ontology annotation, cellular component: Golgi apparatus. Gene Ontology annotation, molecular function: glycosyltransferase activity.